AUGCCGUCUACAGCAUCGGCAACAACUAUGAAUCAUGAAAUAUUAGCUAAUCAGCAUCGAAGGAUAUCCACCAGUAGCUAUGCCUUGUAUCCGACAGCAACAUCCACAGCAACAACAGCAUCAUACUAUCUACCGCCUAUCACAACAAACGUAUCAUUCUCAUCCAUUCUACAUAAAAAAGUUCUCGAUCAGUCUGAACAACAAUGGGAAAGUGAUGUUUCACAAUCGGCUAUAAUCAUCAAUGAGAAGCAAGUGACUAUACCAUCGCCAGUGAACAACAGUGGUGAUCACCAUAGUAUAGGAUCCCAGUCAGAUGAUCAAACACCUACACACAUAGUUUCGCCUGAAGCGAUUCGAGAAGCAUUGAAAGAAGAAAAAGAAGAAGCAAUGGGCCAUAGCCAACGAAGACCUUUUUCGAAAUUCACAUCAUUCCAUGCCUUAAAGCAACGUCGUUAUUCCACAGAUCAAUCUCCUUCUCCACCUCCCCCUUUCCCUCCUGUUUCUGCCUCUUCUGGUAUCAUCAAUGCUGCUGCUGCUGCUGCUGCUGCUGCUGCUGCUCCUCCUCCGUCACCACCAAGCUUUACAAUUCCAUUCAGUCCACCUCCUUCCAUUAAAGCAAACCUAAAUUACGAUGACUUUGACGACAGUAAUAGUCAGAUUGAUUCUGAAGAAGCUGAUGCUUUAACGAAAGAAGAAACACAUGUGCCCGAAGAGCCAGACACACCAUGCCCAUCCAAUCGACCUACCAUUGCACUGGAAAAACUAAAAAGACCACCGAAUGCUUACCUGCUCUUUAACCGAGACAUGCGUCGCAAAUUGCUGAAGCAAUCACCCAAAAUGACAGUUGCUGAAAUCAGUAAAGAAGUGGGAGACUGGUGGAAAGCCUUACCAGAUGUCGAACGAGAAUAUUACGUCAAAAAAGCAUCGAUACUAAAAGAGGAGCACUUGAAAAAGUAUCCUGAUUUUAUAUAUACCCGAAGAUCAAAAGCUCAACUAGCAGAGGCCAAAAAAACAUCGAAAUUAGGUCGAAAGUUAAAAUCUAAAAUUGUACAGAAAUACGAAAAUCAGCAACCAGCCAUGCCAAAUAACAAUGCUACAUUUGUUACUACUACCGAUGCUGCAGCAGCAGACACACCAACAGAAAAAAAUGCAGCGACAACAAGAAAAAGAUCGAGAAAGUUCAAUGCUUCAGGUGGCCAAAGGGAUCCUCGAGGCAGGAAGAAGAAGAGACAUAAGCACCCAUUUGCACCUAAACAUCCCAUGUCUGCUUAUUUAUACUACUUGGCAUCUGUCUAUCCUCAAGUUUCUUUAAACUUCCCGGGCUCUACGGUCGGUCCUAUCAGCAAAUCCAUCUCAAAGACCUGGCAUGCCAUGUCACCCGAGGAGCGUUUACCAUGGAAGCAAAAGGCGGAUUCUGACAAGGCGCGGUAUGCUCGGGAAAUGCAAGCAUACAUGGCAGCAAACAAUCAUUCAACACCAGCAGAGGAGGAAGACGAAGAACCAAAGAACCGAGUCUCUGACGAUUCUGAUGAUGAAUCAGGGGAAGUAGAUGUUGAUGUUCAUAUGCUAGCAGCAGUAGUUAAUAUGGUCAAUACGAACCCCAACGAUGGCAAUUUGAUGUAUCAUCGUAGAUGA
This is a messenger RNA of Mucor velutinosus, 1635 nucleotides long. It is a transcript of the gene MRPL6, whose product is annotated as 54S ribosomal protein L6 mitochondrial. The record is from RefSeq and is a predicted model, not a curated record. The transcript is spliced from 4 exons. The coding region runs from base 1 to 1635 and encodes 544 amino acids. NCBI's taxonomy places the organism in Eukaryota, Fungi, Mucoromycota, Mucoromycetes, Mucorales, Mucoraceae. Gene Ontology annotation, molecular function: DNA binding, bending.